CAGGCCGACUUUUGCUUUUGCAGCUUCCUAACUGUGGCGAAUCUGCCGCUGCGUCACGAUGGCUGAACACCUAGGGAAGCAUGUGGAAUCGGCUGUGGGAAGUACGACGCGAAAGGUUCUAAGGCCACUACGGUCAUGGCGGCCGCUGCCCCCAAGGCCGGGGGUUCAGCUCCCGAGGCGGCAGGUUCCGCCGAAGCUCCUCUGCAGUACAGCCUUCUUCUGCAGUACCUGGUGGGCGACAAGCGUCAGCCCCGGCUCCUGGAGCCUGGCAGCCUGGGCGGGAUCCCGAGUCCCUCCAAGAGCGAGGAGCAGAAGAUGAUCGAGAGGGCGAUGGAAAGCUGCGCUUUCAAGGCUGUGCUAGCCUGCGUGGGAGGAUUUGUCUUGGGAGGUGCAUUUGGGGUCUUUACUGCCGGCAUUGAUACGAAUGUAGGCUUUGACCCUAAGGACCCUUACCGGACACCUACCGCAAGAGAAGUUCUGAAAGACAUGGGACAAAGAGGAAUGUCCUACGCCAAAAAUUUUGCCAUUGUGGGCGCCAUGUUCUCGUGUACUGAGUGUUUGGUAGAGUCUUACCGGGGGAAGUCGGACUGGAAGAACAGCGUCAUCAGUGGCUGCAUCACUGGCGGAGCCAUUGGUUUCAGAGCUGGUGUGAAGGCCGGGGCCAUAGGUUGUGGAGGCUUUGCCGCUUUCUCUGCUGCAAUCGAUUAUUACCUACGGUGAAAGAAAUGGCCUGAAAGGAAGCAAGAUGCCGUCCCCCUUCAGAGCUGGUUUUUGGAGCAGUUCCUACACACCUGGCAUUGCUUCAGGAGAGAAGCCAAUUGUUUCCCUCUACAGUGGGUGGUGUGAGGGAGCCACCUCGCUGUCCUCUGCCUCCAGCCAUUGGAGCAGCCAUACUUUUCUACUUCUGAAUUCCAGCCAGGUUUCCAGGGUAGAUGGUCUGUCUCUUUGCAGUAAAAAGAUCAGGAGGCAGUGUGUUGACUGUUAAGAAUUGAGCUCAGUCCUGACGUCACUCAGCUCUCCAGCUGUGAACAGGGAGGUGGCAGGAUGUUUGCCCGUAGCCAGGAAACUCUUUUGCCUUGCAACUUUGUGCAAGCAAUCAUCUGAAUACCAGGAUGAGGCAAAGUAAACUCACACCAUCCAGGCAAGUACGUUAUUUCAGUUAGUAUCUUUGCUGUCCUUGUUAAAGAUACGUAUAUGGGGGCUGGAGAGAUGGCUCAGUGGCUAACAGCACUGGCUGCUCUUCCAGAGGACCCAGGUUCACGUCCCAGCACCCACAUGGUGGCUCAGGGAUUCAAGGCCCUCUUCUGACCUCUGAGGGCACCAGACACCACUGCCCGGACAUUCAUGCAGGAAACAUACCCAGUUUUGUUUUCUUUUCUAAAGAGCAUAUGCACUGUUAGUUUAUUUUUCAGAUUUACUUCACAUCUUCCACAAAUGAUGCCAGGUGGCCCGAAGAGUGACAGGUUCAAUGGGACAGUUGGGAAAUAAAUCUCUGAAGGGCUCUGGGGAUGCUGGGCUCAGGGAGUGUGGAAUCUAAUCUGUACCUUUAUCACUGCAGUUGCUCCCUCAGCCAGGCCUUGCCACAGCAGCACAGUCUAGCCAGCCAGCCCUGUUCUCAGAUGCACUGACUAUGCUGGUAACCCUGCCGCCUCCUUAGAGAGAGAACCCCACUGUGCUGGCUGAUUGUCACGCAUGCAGCUUGCUGAACCAGUGGUCUCAGGCCCCAGCCCAGUUUCAAGAUACAUGAGUACUUGCUUUGGUUAGCCUGCCGGCUCAGUCAUACAGGAACUGUUGAAGGCUUGCUCACCACCACCCUUGUUCUCCAGAAAGUUCUUUGGCUUUUAGAGUUUUUUAUUUCAACAGUUGAGCCCAGUUAUAGCAUGGCAGAAAACUAGCCUUUUAAUGUUGGGGCUGUGCCACUGGACUGUAGUGUCGUGUGGGGGUGAAGGUGGACUGGAUGGACCCAGUCCUGCCCUCCGUCAGCUCCAGGAGGCUCCGCAAGGCCUGGGACUGGCUGCCUUAGCCAGCCUUCAGUCUUUUUCCCUGCUAUACACUAACCCUUCCACUUUUCCUUUGCUCUCUUCCUCAUCUGUACUCAUCCUCAAGCAGAAUUCAAAGACUCAACUUCCACAUGAGUCAUCUGAGUGUGUAUUUGUAUGUGAGUAAUGAUAUCCAAUCCCGAGUAACACCGUUCUGCU
Molecule: messenger RNA, 2198 nt
Organism: Peromyscus leucopus (white-footed mouse)
Lineage: Eukaryota; Metazoa; Chordata; Mammalia; Rodentia; Cricetidae
Gene: Timm22
Product: translocase of inner mitochondrial membrane 22
Exons: 4
Coding region: 136-720 (194 amino acids)
Biological process (GO): protein insertion into mitochondrial inner membrane
Cellular component (GO): TIM22 mitochondrial import inner membrane insertion complex
Molecular function (GO): transmembrane protein transporter activity
Source: RefSeq, a predicted model, not a curated record